AUGAAUGUGAAUAGAGAAAAGGUUCAGCCCGCUGAUAUCUCUUUACCAUCAGCGGCAGUGGCAGAUCCGAUAUCUUGUACCAUCCACACUGAAGCCAUGGAUGUGAAUGGGGACCAGAGGCUCCCAGGCAAUGAUCUACCUCCCUACUCCUGCCCGGCAAGCCGGGAAAGGACAGGGGACACGCAGGGCAUCUCUGGUCAAGAAGCAGUGGUCGUGGUCCCUGCCCCAACCAGUAACAACAGGACCACCUCGUUCUCGGUCUUGGACAUUUUGGAUCCCAACAAAUUUAACAGCAGUAAACGCCGGCAGUGCAGCAUUCUGUACAGAGCGGCCAGCGAGUACACAGGAGCCGCGGCGGGGGAGAGGGCUGCGGACGCUUUUUGUGAAAUUGCAGAUCAGAAAACGCUAAGUGAAAGCGGUUUGGACACAUGCAAGAAGGUCACUGACAUAAUCAGGCCACUUCUAUAUGAUGCAAGAGUUGUUUGUAAACGAUACAAACGCGUGAAGGAAGGAGGCGGAGGUGCUGGUGGAGAAAGUUUGAGCCCUCAAAGCCAGCAGAGCCAGCACCAGCAGCAGCAAUGUCAGCAGCAGGGUCACAGCCAGCAACAGCACAGGAGCAAGAGGAAGCGCAGCGGCUCGGACGCUAAGUCUGGCAAACCGCGGCGGGCCCGCACUGCCUUCACCUACGAGCAGCUGGUGGCCCUGGAGAACAAGUUCAAGUCGACCCGCUACCUGUCGGUGUGCGAGCGCCUCAACCUGGCCCUGUCCCUGAGCCUGACCGAGACCCAGGUCAAGAUCUGGUUCCAGAACCGGCGGACUAAGUGGAAGAAGCAGAACCCCGGCGCAGACACCAGCGCUCCUACCGGCGGAGGAGGGGCGGGAGCUGGGGCCGGAGCUGGGGCAGGAGGGCCAGGGGGAGGAGGAGCAGGAGGGGGAGGAGGAUCGAGCUUGGGUGGCCCCGCCGGGACUCAUCUUGGGGGCCUCAGCCCCAUGAGCUCGUCGUCUCCUGUCGGCGGGCCACUGUCUGUGCACUCGGCCUACCCUGGCCCCGGGGGUUUGGUGUGUGCCACCCAGUUGCCCUUCCUGCCCUCCCCCGCCGCUGUGCUCUCCCCCUUCAUGCUGAGCUCGCAGACUUACGGGGCCCCGGCUUUCUACGCGCCCCAUUUACAAUAAGGUAUCAGAAACGACACGCCAGCGCCCGCCCUGAACCAUACGCGAACCCAAAAUAACAACCCCAUACCACAAAGGUUAUAGCAGCACUACAU
Stegostoma tigrinum is the source of this 1265-nucleotide messenger RNA. RefSeq names its product NK1 transcription factor related 2-like,b (gene nkx1-2b). Gene Ontology annotation, molecular function: RNA polymerase II cis-regulatory region sequence-specific DNA binding; DNA-binding transcription factor activity, RNA polymerase II-specific. The transcript has 3 exons. The record is from RefSeq and is a predicted model, not a curated record. Gene Ontology annotation, biological process: cell differentiation; regulation of transcription by RNA polymerase II. The coding region runs from base 1 to 1173 and encodes 390 amino acids. Gene Ontology annotation, cellular component: nucleus. NCBI's taxonomy places the organism in Eukaryota, Metazoa, Chordata, Chondrichthyes, Orectolobiformes, Stegostomatidae.